This is a messenger RNA of Symbiodinium natans, 309 nucleotides long. NCBI's taxonomy places the organism in Eukaryota, Dinophyceae, Suessiales, Symbiodiniaceae. The record is from the annotation of a GenBank genome assembly.
AUGCAGAUCAUGGGCACAGUCGAUGCCUUGGGUGCCUCUGACUUGACCGCGCGCUGGCUACAACGCUUCUGGCCACUCCUGCAUGAGCCUCUCGCAGCUGUUCAGCUCACCUUCGGCACAUUUGCCAGCAGCCAUCGUGCUGCUGCGAAGUACUGCUUGAUGAGGGGAGUGCAGGCAGGCUUGACUGCUGGCCUCCCACUCGCAGGACGUCUCCUUCCCUACAUGUUCUUCGAUGUCCAGACCUAUUCGGAGGCAGUUGCGUGGCGGGCCGCAUCCACAUCCGCUGCGGUUGUUGCAGAUUGUUGGUGA